AUGUCUGAGUGUAAAAUGAAAGCACCAACGCACACAAUUGUAUGCAUAGACAAUUGUAAUAAAUGUUUUGCUAGUGAAACCAGUCGAUUACUAUACCACACAAUAUUGGGUAAAUUGAACAAACGUGAUGAGAAAAAAAAACGUACCGAAUAUAAACCCGGCUUUAUGAAAUUUAAAAUCAAUAACACCUCCACAGCAGCAACAUCAUCUUUUAAAAGAAAGAACACUGAAUCACCUCUACUCUUCGAGAAUGUCGACAACAACAAACCAACCGCCGAUGUCAUCGCCCCCUCACCAUCCAAAAAACUGAGACGACAAUCAAAUUCGUACCUGCCAAAAAACCCACAACAUCAACCGACGAAGACAGAAAAGAACAUUUCUACUGUUACAACAAAAUUCAAGUGCAAGAGAAAAAAUGCUGCAAUGAAUGCGGGGCGGUUACACGCAAAGACGCAAGUUCAGAACCAUGGACAUUACUAUAAUGAUGAACUAAAAGCAUUGGACCGUCAUCUCGAUCUAGCACUAAAUAGUCACGAAGCAUGUAGAGCAUUUCAAAUAUUAAAAUAA
Paramuricea clavata is the source of this 567-nucleotide messenger RNA. Lineage: Eukaryota; Metazoa; Cnidaria; Anthozoa; Malacalcyonacea; Plexauridae. The record is from the annotation of a GenBank genome assembly.